AUGGCCGUUGGGGUUGAUACAUCAAAAUGGAAACCUAGAAAAAUAAAAGGAACUCCAGCUGCAACAUUCCGAAACUUUUUAGGAGCUGGUGCGCUAAGUAUUGGAUUAGCAUGUGGAGUAUUUUUUCAUUUUACUUCAAUUACGGAAAAUUUACGCAAAUCCGUUUAUGGAUUGUAUGAAGAUCCUAUAGAAGAAGUUGAAAGAAGACAAAUGAUUGCCAGUGGGCUACCCAAUAGAUCGGACACUAGACAAUGCGUUAGGAGUAAAUACUUUAUCAGCAAGACUGCUAUGGAUGAAAGUCUCUCUGACUUUCAGGAGACUAAACAUAGUUGUAAAGGUCCUAAAACUGCACAAAAAGUAGUUAAAACAAAAUCUAGAAAAGUCACAAAGCGCAUUAAAGGCCAAAAAGAUAUACGAACAGCUCUAAAAGGCAAGAAAAAUGAAUUAUUAUCAUAUACUAAAGAGUUUGAAAAUGUUUGUAAAAAGUCUGGCAUUGAUGUGGAUUCUGAACAUCUACAGGUUGCUAUAGCUUUGUCAAAAUCACUUCAAACUGAGGUCACUGAUGAUGUUUCAACUUUGCAACAAUUAACAACUCAAGGAAGAAUAGCAAAAAUAAAAACCACUUUACAAGAAUAUGGUUUUAAAGUGCCAGAUACAAAAAUCACUAUCAAUCGUAAGAUUAAAAAGCAUAGAAAGCAGUAUAAACUUCUCAAUAUAACUGAAGAAGUAAAACAUCAGAAAAUAAGAAACAAAUAUUCUCAAAUAUUAUUUCAAACAUUGGACUAUGAAUUAAGUGUGGGAUCAUCUUAUCAAUCCUGUACGCCAAUUUAUAGUUUAGCUACUAAUUUAGAGUAUGAAUUUAUGAAAAAUAAUAACAUUUUUUAUGUUAAUAGUUUAGCUAAUAUAAUAGAAAGAUCUACAAAAAUUGGCUCUUUAUUAAGAAAUUGGGCUGAAAUACCUGGCAGACCUAUAAGUCCUCAGCUUUUAAAAAAAAGUACAAUGGAUUUUAGUGAAAUAGUGUGCUCACAGGAUGAGCUAGAUGUUAUACUAAGUGGAUCUAUAAAAAGUGCACAUAGAAUUAUUGAAACUAAAACAUUAGAUAAAGCAAUGGAUAUAGAUUGUACUAUAACUAAAGUUGAACUAGAAAGUGAAGGAAACAAGGAAAUUAUAGAAAUUCGUAAUAAGGAUGAUAAAUUUGAUCAUAUUACAUUUGAUGUUGAUAAAGAGGUUCAUUUAAAUGAAAACAUAUCAAUAUCACCUGCUACAGAAAUACUAAAAUGUGAAAAUGUUAUAGUUAUAGCAUCUAAUAGUACUCUUACAGAUCGAGAGCAGUAUAGAAGUUGUUCUCCAGAUAUAUUUGAUGAUGAAGUGUCUUGCAUAAUGGAGUCAACUAAACAAGUUUCAUCACAAGGGCAGAAAACUGAAGUCUUUACAGAAGAAGGCAAUAGUAUGGAUUUGACUGAAUGUGCUAAUAUCCACUUUGAAAAAGCCUCUGCUUUUCCAAAGUCUUUGUCUAUAAAUGCAACUAAAAUUAUUCAUGAUGAUUAUAUGGAGAUGACUGAAUGUGCUAUAAGUGCAUCACAGGGUAUAAAAGGAAAUGUGAACGAAAUAGAUUUGACACAAAGUCCUGAUGAAAAGUCUAUAAUAGAAAAGAAUUGUUAUGCUUUAAAUUAUAUUGCAGAAAGUCCAGAGUACAGUUUCAGUCAAAGAAAUUUAGACAUAGCUGAUCACACAGUAAGUGAUACUGAAGAAGACAAUAAGUCAAUUGUUGACAAAAUUUCUAUAGAGUGUAUAGACUUUAUUACAAAUUCUUCUAUUGCUAACAACAAAAUUGGCACAAUAGGUGAACUCCAUGUUGACAAUCCAAGUGAUAAUAUUGAUCUAACACAAAGUUCUAAUGAAAAUGAAAAUAAUAUAUUGGAACAUAACAAUAAAACAACAAUCAUACAAGAGAAAGAUGUAUCAAAUGAAAAAAUUGAAUCUAUGUAUCUAACUCAGUCAUCGAAAUCUAGUGUUGAGAGUGGUGAUUUACCUGAGAUCAAUCUAGGUAAUACACAAAAGUGUCAGAUAAACUUAGAUGAUACAAUAAUUUUAAAAGAAGUUGAAUAUUUAAGUGCUAAUGAUAAUGUAAAAAAAUUAGUAGUCACAGAAGAUGAUCAGAUAUUUGACUUGACUCAAGCAGGAGAGGAAUUUACAGAAGCAAAUGAUCAUUUUAGCAAGGAAAAAAUCUCAGAACUAAAUAGUCAAAGUUUCUAUGAAGACUUUAUACAUGAUCACUCAGACAGCCAUGAAAAUAAUACCAGUGUUGUACAUGGCAAUGAAAAUAAUAGUGGUAAUAAUCUAAGCAAAGAAAAUUUAGACAUAGAUUUAACACAAACAUCAGAUAGUUCUACAGAAAGUAAUGAUUCUCCAAAACCAAUCACUGUUAAAAAUAUUCCUAACAAUAGCAGUCUUGGAAAAAAAGAUGAUAUUUCAAUAGAUUAUGAUGAAAUCUGUGAAGAUGAAGGUGAUGAAAGCAGUCGUAAAGAAAACUCCUUAAAUUUAGAUCAAGAUAGUUCAAAUGUACUACCACAAACUGAUAAUAAUGUAGAAAUUGUUGAUAGUAACAAUGAUUUAACAUCAAAUGCCAGUCAAACUUCUGAAGUGUUUGACUUAACUGAUAAAGAACUUGACUAUUCUCUUUAUAAGUCAAGACUUGACCUUCCAAUAGCAAAUUUUGACUAUGAUUUCGAAGGUAUAUCAGUUAUGAAUGACAACAAUAAAAAUGAAAAUUUAAAAAAUUCUUUAUCCUAUUCAGCUAGUAAGAGCUGUACUUUAGAAGAAAGUUUUUUACCCGAAGUGAACAUAAGAAAUGGGAAAAUCAUAGAAGAAAAGGAUGAGAUUGAUGCUUGUAGUUCGUCAAACAAAGAACAUAAUACAAAUCACAGUAGUGACAGAGUUCCGGUAGUGACGCCUAAAAACAGUGAAUAUGUAAUCAAAACAAAUAAUGUUACACCAAUGUUAGAUUAUGCAUUAUUAACAACACCUCAACGGAAUAAGGAGCUAGAUAAAUAUGGAUUAAAACCUUUUAAAAGGAAAAGAGCAAUACAAAUCCUCACUCACUUAUAUAAUCAAACACAUCCGGUAAUUGAAACUUAUUUAGAUGACGAACAACAAUCUCCUCCUAAAAAGCGCAGACAAGAUUCAUCUAUUCCUCUGGAAGUCACACCAACAACACUACCGCUACAGUCACCUAGAAAGCUUGAAAGUGGUAAUCCAAAUGCAAAGUCUCCACGAAAGCAAGUCACAAUGCGUAGUUCAAAAUCUCCUAGGAAUAUCAUAGAAGAUAAUGAAAAUAUGAAUUCUCCGAGGAAGAAACAGAACUGCAGUCAAGCAAACGUAAAUACUUAUGAAAUAACAAGUGACUUGCCAAAUAUUAAGUGUGUACAUUGUGAUCCUGAGGAUUGGGUGUUUCAGAAAAGAGAGAAAGCUAAGGUCCACUCAUGUCGAGUACCAUUACACAUAGCUUUCCACAACUACGUAUCAAGUCGACGAAGUCUCAGAGAAGCUAUUCUGAAAUAUGAGCCGGUUAACAUUGACAUUAUACAUAAGGACUUAGUCUCAUAUGGCCAUCGAUAUGAUCCGAAGGACCUAUUAAGAUUCUUAGACAAGAAAUGCAUAACGGUUAAAACUGCAGACAACAACGCUAGGAAUAAAAUAUAG
This is a messenger RNA of Arctia plantaginis, 3702 nucleotides long. The record is from the annotation of a GenBank genome assembly. NCBI's taxonomy places the organism in Eukaryota, Metazoa, Arthropoda, Insecta, Lepidoptera, Erebidae.